UACGUUACUCUCGCAAAAUCCCGCGGUCGGUCUUUUCCUCGCAUCGUUGUCCAUCAUGGGUAAGCCACAUGGUCUUCGUACAGCCCGUAAGUUGCGUAUUACACGACGUGAGCAGAGGUGGCAUGACAAUGAUUACAAGAAAGCUCAUUCCAGUACAGCUUUGAAGGCCAAUCCAUUUGGUGGUGCUUCUCAUGCGAAAGGCAUUGUUCUUGAAAAAGUUGGUGUUGAGGCCAAACAGCCCAACUCUGCCAUCAGAAAAUGUGUUCGUGUUCAGCUUAUUAAGAACGGAAAGAAAAUCACAGCUUUUGUACCAAGAGAUGGUUGCUUAAACUAUAUUGAAGAAAACGAUGAAGUGUUGGUAGCAGGUUUCGGACGUAAAGGUCAUGCUGUUGGUGAUAUUCCUGGUGUACGAUUCAAGGUUGUGAAAGUAGCUAAUGUAUCACUCUGGGCUUUGUACAAAGAGAAGAAAGAAAGACCAAGAUCAUAAAUGAUAAUAAUAUGGUUGUAAUCUAGUCUGUUUUAUUCAUAAUUAAAGUCUGUUUUACAACUAGAAA
This is a messenger RNA of Saccoglossus kowalevskii, 554 nucleotides long. RefSeq names its product small ribosomal subunit protein uS12. The record is from RefSeq and is a predicted model, not a curated record. Gene Ontology annotation, biological process: translation. Gene Ontology annotation, cellular component: ribosome; small ribosomal subunit. Gene Ontology annotation, molecular function: structural constituent of ribosome. NCBI's taxonomy places the organism in Eukaryota, Metazoa, Hemichordata, Enteropneusta, Harrimaniidae.